AUGGGGUUUGUGUGGUUUAAUGCUGUGAGAUAUCCGUUCGUUCGAACAACGUUGGGACGCUUUGAUGAUGGUGGUGAAUGUUCAAUGUUGACAGCGGGUGUAGCGAACUUCUACCGUGCUCUGCAAGGCUUCGUCGUCCAAGUACACGAGGCAAAGAAUACUCGCAGUGUGUCGAGAACGGGGCAUUUAAUAGAGCAUCAACACCAUCUUCGCCGAGUGGACGAACCUAUUUUGACCGUCGUUCUAGCGUAUAAUAAUGAUAUCUUUCGGUUUAAUCAGGUUGCACAGAAUAUCUUAAUCCCGCUCUUGAGGCUUGUCGACGAGUUUUAUGCUCGAUACAGCCCACUGCCUUUUUUGUCAUCAUUCACGGAAGAGAUACGCACUCGACGUCUGGCUAGGCACUGCGACGUUUCUCUUCCUUUGUAUGGACCGGUCGCUAUUUCACUGCCUAACACGCAGUUGGAACCACCACCGCCUUCUCAUAAUCCUAAUGCGAAGCUACCUCCAGAUUUCCGUCAAAGGCAGAACAAGCAAAUACGUCUCAGCCAUCUUUUUUACAAUUUCCGGCUUCUCGCCUUUAUUCGGAUUCUCCCCCCGCUUCCAAAGAGGCGUACUACGGUCCGUGCAAAUACGAGCGUACCAAGUCUGUGA
This is a messenger RNA of Lindgomyces ingoldianus, 651 nucleotides long. RefSeq lists its product as uncharacterized. Bases 1 to 651 code for a protein of 216 amino acids. The transcript is spliced from 5 exons. The record is from RefSeq and is a predicted model, not a curated record. Lineage: Eukaryota; Fungi; Ascomycota; Dothideomycetes; Pleosporales; Lindgomycetaceae.